GCCGCGCCGCCGCCUUCCUCCGAAGAAUAGGACAAAGAACGCCAAAAGCCAGGCAAAUCUCACAAAUGGGGGGACUGCCAUCCAUAGAAAGCUCAUCGAGUGCGAUAAUUACUGAGCGAUUACCAAAAGAUCAAAGUGCCCCUGCCGCCGCUGCCAGUGUGUCGGAAUCUAAGCCGAAAAAGAAGAUAUGUUGUGCAUGCCCAGAAACUAAGAAGUUGAGGGAUGAAUGCAUAGUGGAGCAUGGGGAAGUUGCUUGCCAGAAAUGGAUCAAGGCUCAUCGCAAAUGCCUUCGUGCAGAAGGCUUCAAUGUUUAACCCACUCUUAAGUGACGAUUUACACAUACCAGAUUGGAUUGGAUUGGAUAGAAUCAAUGAGUAAUGAAACUGCUACUGCUACAUCACCCUCCUGUUUUGCUUUCCCAGAUACUCCGUACAAUUUUACAAAAAAAUCAGCAAUAAUGAUUGAUCAGUUAAAUGAGUUCUCUUGACUCAUCAAUCAGUAGAAUCCACUCUCUGUUUAAUUGCAAAAAAUGACUUCUACUUGCUAUUCAUCAGAAGGCUUGCUUUUUUAUCAAUAAAUAUCUUUCAACAUA
Molecule: messenger RNA, 592 nt
Organism: Cuscuta europaea
Lineage: Eukaryota; Viridiplantae; Streptophyta; Magnoliopsida; Solanales; Convolvulaceae
Source: the annotation of a GenBank genome assembly